CACCUCAUCCGUUUCCCCAACUUCUCGAGUGUGCAAAGAACCUCAGGCUCUGAUCUGGAUUGAGAAGAUCAAAAACCGAAUGCCACAACUACUAAGGAGCACCGUGGCCCCUAUCGUGGUGCUAUAUUGGACAGAGAGCUGGGUCGUAUUCCCGCCACCAUCACCUUCACGCGCAACUUUCCGCUUCGGGAAAUCCUCAUCCCCUUCUCCAAUGGUAUCGUUGAGGGAUAGCUUUCCCAAGAUACUUGUAACGCAGUGAUAAUAUCCUCUCACUGUGCGACACUUCAACUCUUACGAGAUGGACUUCUUACAGGCUCAAAACCUCAGUCUCACACCAGCAACAAAUGACAUAACGCACCAAAUCCAGGCGAAUGGCCGAUUCAUUUAUUACGCCGCUCUCAGCAUCAUAGUGUUCUGUGUAUGGCAUUUCCACUCACCAAAACAUGGACCUCAUGUCUCGGCACCAUUUUACGAGGUGUCCAGGUUGAGGUGGAUGUUUAAUGCUGAUGCUUUAAUCAAAGACAGCUACUGCAAGUUCAGAGACAGUGUGUAUCAGAUAAGAUCUACGGAAGGCGUGCGGACAAUAAUACCACCGACGCUCGUCGGUGAAUUGAAGGGUCUGCCAGAGGAUACCCUCAGCGCCAAGACGGCAGUCAGUGAGGCUAUGCUGAGUGAGUACACGCAUUUAUCGGCAGAUGCUCACUCGGAUGUCCUCACUCUGCUCUUGAAAACCAAAGCAACGCAUCAUCUACAGAGGAUGGUUCCGACCCUUAAGGAGGAACUCCAAUUCAUAUUAGAUACAGAAUUCCCUGUCUGUGAAGACUGGACACCGUUUAGGAUACAGCCGUUCAUGGUACGCGCCGUCUCUCGACUCAGCGGUCGAGUUUUCGUGGGAUCGACAUUGAGCCGGUCAGAGGAAUGGCUUCAAGUUAGUGUGAGUUUCGCUGUCACAGCGUUUAUCGCCGUGACAAAGUUACAAUUCUUUCCGCCUUGGAUGCGUCCAGUGGCACAAUACUUUGUCUCGGAGCUUAAGACGAUUCGUAAAGACCUCGCCAAAGCCCAGACUAUGCUGCAACCCCUGAUAGAAGAGCGCCUGAGCUAUGCCGAUGGAUCAGACCAGGAGAAACCGGAUGAUUUCAUACAAUGGCUUUCGGACGCCCUGCCAGAGGAAGAGAAGCGGAAUUAUUUCAUACAAGCAAAGAUGCAACUAUUACUCAGCGCGUCUUCGAUACAUACAACGAGUAACCUCACCACCGAUUGUAUAUACGAUCUCGCUGUGCAUCAGGAUAUGCAGGAUAUCCUGCGAGACGAAGUUGCCGAAGCGUUUGCAGAAGACGAUGCUUGGGAAAGGAAAGAUACCAUAGGAAGACUAAAGAAGAUGGAUAGCUUCAUCAAGGAGUCGCAGCGGCUAUCCAGUAACAUAACGUCAUUCAUUCGCAAAGUAAUGAAACCAAUCGACUUAUCGGACGGCACACAUCUUCCAUCAGGAACAAGCGUCCUGACGCCGCUGGCAGGAAUGUCAUCUGACGAGCGGUAUUUCUCCGACCCCGAAGUCUUCGACGGCCUGCGAUUCUGGAAGCUGCGGCAGCAGAAAUCACCCUCUUCAACACGGUCUCCAUCUCCCUCAUCUACCUCGUCCACAACCACCCAUCGCAAAUCCUCCACUUCACCACGAUCUUCGUCUCCCGCCAACAAUUCCAGCAAAUAUCAGUUCACCAGCAUCGGCGAUACGAAUCAGAAUUUCGGGCUGGGAAAGCACGCCUGCCCGGGCCGGUUCUUUGCCGCGCAGGAGAUCAAGAUAAUCCUAUCCUACCUUUUGCUCAACUACGAUAUCAAGCUCCGCGACGGCGAGGCUCGUCCCGCACCCGUCGUCUUUAUGAUGACCAAGAGUCCAAGCCAGACAACCGAGGUGCUCUUCCGCCGACGGAAGACGUAAAAGAGACCUUAUCUCGAGACGUUAUGUCAUAUAUAAAGAAAAUCAAAAGCGACAUUAUUCGGGUGUUUAAAUCUUAAACUCAGGAGCCCGGAGCUUCCCGGGUCGAGUAGCCGCUGGCACAUGUAUGUGCUGCUGCUCAAUGAAUUAAUUUCUAACGAGGAAGUACCAGGCGUUUUGGGGUUAUUACAUACAUAGGAGGGUAAAGGUAAAUAUGCACAUAUACCAGACUAUGAGACACAUACAUAUGUAUAUAUAAUCUUUAUACAUAGCAAUAAACAAAAGUAAA
This is a messenger RNA of Xylaria bambusicola, 2222 nucleotides long. RefSeq names its product cytochrome P450. Lineage: Eukaryota; Fungi; Ascomycota; Sordariomycetes; Xylariales; Xylariaceae. The transcript has 5 exons. The record is from RefSeq and is a predicted model, not a curated record. Bases 299 to 1936 code for a protein of 545 amino acids. Gene Ontology annotation, molecular function: monooxygenase activity; heme binding; oxidoreductase activity, acting on paired donors, with incorporation or reduction of molecular oxygen.